AUGGACGCGCGAUGCCAAUGCGGCGCGGUCACGUUUAAGACGCCGCUGCCUCAGCCGCUGCGGCUGUACAUCUGCCAUUGCGAUGAGUGCAAGCGCCAGACGGGCUCCGCUUUCGGGACGUCGGCGAUCUUCCCCAGGUUCCAGCUCCCUGCCAUGGAUCUACUGGGCGUCUACGCGAGGCCGACUGCAUCAGGCGUGACACUUCACUGCUACUUUUGCCGCAACUGUGGGACGAGGUUGAUUCACAGCACACCGGAUAAGAACGUCGUGUCGGUCAAGGGCGGCUGCAUCGACGGCCUCGACUGGAAGACGGCGGUGCACAUCUGGACCAAGAACGCCAUGGUGCCCAUCCCGGAGGGCGCCGAGACGCACUCCGAAGAGGCGAACUACACCGACUAUGGAGACUCGCAAGAGACGCUUGAUCAGCCGACCGACCUGCGCGGAAGCGGGGGCUGUACUGGACCAGUCCUGAGGGCGGCUUGUGAUAUCAGCCCGAAGAGUUCACUGCAAUGA
Messenger RNA from Colletotrichum aenigma, 513 nucleotides. RefSeq lists its product as uncharacterized. NCBI's taxonomy places the organism in Eukaryota, Fungi, Ascomycota, Sordariomycetes, Glomerellales, Glomerellaceae. The transcript has 4 exons. Bases 1 to 513 code for a protein of 170 amino acids. Gene Ontology annotation, molecular function: carbon-sulfur lyase activity. The record is from RefSeq and is a predicted model, not a curated record.